Molecule: messenger RNA, 1595 nt
Organism: Spea bombifrons (plains spadefoot toad)
Lineage: Eukaryota; Metazoa; Chordata; Amphibia; Anura; Pelobatidae
Gene: MRPL38
Product: mitochondrial ribosomal protein L38
Exons: 9
Coding region: 40-1182 (380 amino acids)
Cellular component (GO): mitochondrial large ribosomal subunit
Source: RefSeq, a predicted model, not a curated record
CGCGUAGGUCCUUGACGUCACGGAGCAGCGACAGCCAACAUGGCGGCGCCCUUGGUGAGAGCUGCGAGGAGACCGGUAACGGGGCGCUUCCUGAGUACCACCGCUGCGCUAUGGAGACGAGCGGCACCCCUGGGCCCUCUCCCAAACCAGCAGUUUGAAGGUCAGGAUGUGGAGUCCUUGGAGAAAUAUAGAAGCUUUACUCGAUAUUACAAGGCUGCUGAGGCGGAGAGCAAGAAGCCAUGCUGGUGGAAGACGUACAGAAAAUACCAGCAGGGAGUAUCAGAUGAAGUUGAAGAGGUCGUGGACAUUGGAUUCCCCGUCUCCACACCUUCUCUUGCUAAAAGGGCAAUGGCCAGAAAACAAGAGCUGAAGGCGAACCGGAAGAAUCCAGAGAUGGAGAGAGCGGCACGCCACCGCACAUUGCAUAUUCCGCUGGAUGACGUCCGAGCAGAGUGGGAAAGGACCAGCGGCCCCUUUCAUGUGCAGAGAGUGGCUAAUCACUACGGAGUGUACAAAGACCUUUUUGGAGAAGCAACCUUUGUUCCUUGCGUCAAAAUUAAGAUCCAUUACAACACGGGAGAAGAGUUGGCGAUGCCCGUUUACCAUGGAAAUGUGGUGACUCCUUCAGAGGCUGCUGAACGCCCCGAGGUGACAUUUGAUGCUGAAGAAGGCUCACUGUGGACACUUCUGCUCACCAACCCAGAUGGCCACCUGAGGGAUGCAGACUCUGAAUAUGUCCAUUGGCUGAUUGGAAAUAUUCCUGGGAACAAUGUCCUUUCUGGAGAUGAAAUCUGCCAUUACUUCCCCCCAUUCCCAUCUAAGGGCACUGGCUUCCACAGACACAUCUUCAUUCUCUUUAAGCAGGAGGGGCACAUCGAUUACAAAGAGGAACAGAGACCAAACCCAUGUCACAGCCUAAAGCUAAGAAGUUUUAAGACAUUAGAUUUCUACAGGAAGUACGAGGACAAGCUGACUCCAGCUGGCCUGGCCUUCUUCCAGUGUAAAUGGGAGGAAAGUGUUACCCAGGUUUACCACAAUAUGCUGAACAUGAGGGAACCGAUUUUUGAAUUUCAGCGUCCUCCUGUUUAUCACCCUCCACAAGUCAAGUAUCCUCACGGGAAACCCAUCCGGUACCUGGACCGAUACCGAGACUCAGAUGAGAUGACAUAUGGGAUUUACUGAGACGGGACCUCCAAGGCGGGCAGCCAUUACUGUGCCUUGGAUCUGUCUUGCUUACGUUUCUGACGAUGUUUUUGUAUAGAUAAAUUUGUUCCCCAAGACCAUCAAAAUAUGUUGCAUUUCUCAUUCCAUUUGCCGUGAAGCAUGUGUUGAACAUUUCCGUUCUCCUGGUAUACCGACACAUGCAGCGAUACUAUCGCACAGAGCUUUUCAUUCAAAGUAUGUUAAACCGCAGUAGUAUCCCGUUUUUUGCUGUGAAAUUGGGGAAAUCAAAAUUAACUCUGGAGAUGAUGUCACAAUCUAAAGAAUAUCUACUGAUCGUUCCGGCGGACUUCUGGGUUGGCGGCUUAGUAUUGGUUUUGUACUUUUAUUUACAAUUAAAAAGUAUCUUGUAUAGUUACUUCAGAUACAUAGAA